CUCAGUGUAGUCAUCCCUGACUAGCAAUCUGAUAGCAACGUGCAAGUGUCUUAAAUAAAAACACAUUUGUAUGUAGUUAAUUAAUGAUAAGAUUUCCAAGUGGGCAGAGUAUAUAUCCCAGCUCAAGGUUCAAGACCCAGCAGUUGUCACAGAGAACGCAGAAUGACGGACAAAGAAGAUUUACAGUUGACAACCGUCUCGUAUGGGAAUGAACAAGGUGUGGACAAUCCAGCAUUUGUGAAGGAGGAUAAAUUAACAGAUGACCUGAGUGACAGUGACAAAGAGGAGUCAGAGAAGGAGUCAAAAUCAUGCCUAAGCAAAGCAUGCAUACCCAUCACGGCCACAGAGACCUUCUGCAAGACACACUCCAAAAUAAUCAAAUACAUUGCUUUGGGAAUACUUGCUGCAGGUUAUUUGGCAUACUUCAUUGCUGCAUGUUAUUUAAACUUCCAGAGGGCAGUUGCUUUGGUUGUCCUCACUUGUCUGUGCGUGUUUAUCAUCGUGUGUGAAUUGGUGAAUAAGUUCAAGGGUGACAGCAUAAGGAGGCUUUUCAAGCCCGUGCAAAGGUGUUUCAAAUCCAACAUCAGAUGGAUUAAAUG
Sinocyclocheilus rhinocerous is the source of this 599-nucleotide messenger RNA. Its product is annotated as sodium/nucleoside cotransporter 1-like. Gene Ontology annotation, biological process: nucleoside transmembrane transport. The transcript has 5 exons. NCBI's taxonomy places the organism in Eukaryota, Metazoa, Chordata, Actinopteri, Cypriniformes, Cyprinidae. The annotation marks the transcript as partial. The record is from RefSeq and is a predicted model, not a curated record. Gene Ontology annotation, cellular component: plasma membrane. Gene Ontology annotation, molecular function: nucleoside:sodium symporter activity.